This is a messenger RNA of Asparagus officinalis (garden asparagus), 2313 nucleotides long. RefSeq names its product mitogen-activated protein kinase kinase kinase NPK1-like. The record is from RefSeq and is a predicted model, not a curated record. NCBI's taxonomy places the organism in Eukaryota, Viridiplantae, Streptophyta, Magnoliopsida, Asparagales, Asparagaceae. The transcript has 18 exons. Bases 123 to 2123 code for a protein of 666 amino acids. Gene Ontology annotation, biological process: protein phosphorylation. Gene Ontology annotation, molecular function: ATP binding; protein kinase activity.
GGGGGAAUCUCUUAUAUUUCAAUCCCCCUCCCUCUCCCUCUCUCUUCUCUUCUCCACUCCCCUCGCUGAAACCCUAGGAAUCGUGAAGGAAACCGAUCAAAAAUCGAAGAAAUCGACCGACGAUGAGCGACUUCUUGGGGUCCGUUCGCAGAUCCCUCGUCUUCCGACCGUACCCCAACAACCCCGACGACGCUUCUUCGAGCGGGAGAAUCACUGAUAAGAUCGGAUCCUGUCUCAGGAAAUCUCGGGUCGGGAUCGGUUUAGGGUUUGGGUUUCUUCCCAAACUCUCAUCGCCUCCUCCUCCUCAGCCCAUCGUUGAAGACGACGCCCCUCCGAUUCGAUGGCGGAAGGGGGAACUGAUCGGCUGCGGUGCUUUCGGCCAUGUUUAUAUGGGCAUGAACUUAGAUUCUGGGGAGCUUCUUGCUGUCAAACAGGUGUUGAUCGGGGUGAACAGUGCGUCGAAAGAGAAAGCCCAAGCUCAUAUAAGAGAAUUGGAGGAGGAAGUUAAACUCCUAAAGAACCUCUCUCAUCGGAAUAUAGUUAGAUAUUUGGGGACUGCAAGAGAAGAGGGCACCUUGAACAUAUUGCUCGAAUUUGUUCCGGGUGGAUCGAUCUCAUCAUUGCUCGGCAAAUUCGGCUCCUUUCCCGAGGCUGUUAUAAGAAUGUACACUAAACAGCUGUUGCAGGGCCUUGAAUAUCUUCAUCUCAAUAAAAUUAUACACAGGGACAUAAAGGGGGCAAACAUUCUUGUUGAUAACAAAGGUUGCAUUAAACUUGCAGACUUUGGUGCAUCCAAACAAGUUGCUAAGCUGGCAACCAUGAAUGCAGCCAAAUCGAUGAAAGGCACUCCAUAUUGGAUGGCGCCAGAAGUAAUUGUUCAGAGCGGACAUAGCUUCUCUGCGGACAUAUGGAGUGUUGGUUGUACUGUUAUAGAGAUGGCAACUGGAAAACCACCUUGGAGUCAGCAAUACCAAGAGGUUGCAGCCUUAUUCCAUGUUGGGACAACAAAGUCGCAUCCCCCCAUUCCUGAGCAUCUCUCAUCAAAAGCAAAGGACUUUCUUUUAAAAUGCUUGCAAGAGGAACCCAAUUUGAGGCCUACAGCAUCCGAGUUGUUGCAGCAUCCAUUUGUUUCAGGAGAAUAUCAAGAUAAACAUUCAGAAGCCUCCACAAGCAUGAUUCAAACAACUAAAUCUCAUACGAGCAGCAACCUCCGUCCAAUGAAUAGGGCCUCAUCUACUAAUAGAGACUCCAGGAAUGGCGAUCAUGGUAGUGAGACUUGCUCAGUUUCGUUGACUGAGAAGCUGGUAAGAACCAGGUCUAUGUGGGAGAGUACUACUAGUGAUGACAUGUGUCGGAUUGAUGAUGAUAAAGAUGAUUUCCCUGUGGUUGGAUCGAGUUUUAAUCCAAUGUCAGAGCCCUUUGAUGACUGGUCUUGUAAGUUUGAUAUGAGUCCAGAACAGCCAAUGGACCUCGAUAAGUUGGGUGAAUCAGUCAAUGGUACUAUAGACAAUGCAGGAGAAGUGGAAAAUGACUUCACAUUCCCCUGUGACGCUAUUUGUGAGCAUGAUGAUGAAGUUACAGAAACAAAAAUCAGGGCUUUUCUGGAUGAAAAGGCUCUUGAUCUAAAGAAGCUGCAGACACCACUAUAUGAGGAGUUUUUGAACACUUCAAAUGCCUCAAAUGAUUCUCCAGGUCUUGAGAAGAUAUGCAGGGAAAGUGUUGUGCAUAAUGCAAAAUUGCCACCUAAGAGCAAGCCAUCUCCCAGCAAGAUAGUUAGUGGGACUCAAGCUGCCUUGAAUGUGGAAAACAGUAAUAAAAAACUAAGCCCUAGGAGGUCCAGCAGGCGAUUCUCAUUUGCUGAAGUGGACAACAACAGUCAUAUCCUAAAGGAAAUACAGUCUCCUCGGCACAAUGAGUGGGGAGAACCUCUCCUAGAGACUCAACAAGAACCAUACAACAGCCCAAGUGCUUCUGACAGGCAUAGGAAGUGGAAAGAAGAGCUGGAUCGGGAGCUUGAAAUGAUGCGGCAGGCAGGUGUCGUCGGCAAAGCUUCAUCUCCAAAGGACAGUAGAGGCUUGAGUCGAAAGAGAGACCGUUGGAGGUUAAUGUCCCCAGGCAAAUGAGGCAAAUGCUUUGUAUAAAUCAUCAUUAUCUUAUUAUCGAUACCCCAUCACCGAUCAAGGAAAAGCUGCAACUCAUGCGGGUUAGGUAGAUCCAUCACUGCCUUAAAUCACAGUCGGAUGACCUUUUGAUCUGAAUUUGGCUGGUUAUUGACGCAACUGAGGGAAAGUUUUGUGUGAAAUACUUAUGCUC